Molecule: messenger RNA, 483 nt
Organism: Hydractinia symbiolongicarpus
Lineage: Eukaryota; Metazoa; Cnidaria; Hydrozoa; Anthoathecata; Hydractiniidae
Exons: 1
Coding region: 1-483 (160 amino acids)
Source: RefSeq, a predicted model, not a curated record
AUGUUUUUUAAAAAAAAAAGUUUGCUUUUUCGUGCACAAUAUCAUAAAGUUUCGAUUUUUUUUGAACGAUCAAGCUAUUUUGACCAAGAGCUGAUCAUUCAUGAGGGAGAAGGAGGGAGAAAGGAGGAGGGAGAAGGGAGAAGGGAGGAGGGAGGAGAAAAGGAGGGACAGGGAGGAAAAAGAAGGGAAAAGGGAAGAGGGAGGAGGGAAGAGGGAGGAGGAGGAAGGGAAGAGGAAAGAAGAAAGGAGGGAGGAGGGAGGAGGGAGGAGGGAGGAGGGAGAAGGGAGAAGGGAGAAGGGAGGAGGGAGGAGAGAGGAGAGAGAAGGGAAAGGAGAAGAGAAAGGAGGGAGAAGGGAGAAGGGAAGAGGGAGGAGGGAGAAGAAAGGAGAAAGGAAGGAGGGGGGAGAAAGGAGGAGUUUCUUAUGUUAGGACACUUUACUCGUUUAAAGUCAACGAGUUAUAGCAUGAGAGGAGACUGUUGA